This is a messenger RNA of Ananas comosus (pineapple), 1495 nucleotides long. RefSeq names its product protein RETICULATA-RELATED 4, chloroplastic-like. Lineage: Eukaryota; Viridiplantae; Streptophyta; Magnoliopsida; Poales; Bromeliaceae. The transcript is spliced from 8 exons. The record is from RefSeq and is a predicted model, not a curated record. Bases 87 to 1193 code for a protein of 368 amino acids.
ACCUCACUUUUCUCUAGGCAGACAGACGUUAACAACCAUAACCUCCAAACCAACCACCCAUUCCCUCCCACCCUGCCUACAGUAUCAUGGCCACUUCCUCUCCUUCCUAUUCCUCCCUCAUUCCCCCCAUCCUCCACCGUCCAUCUCCACUCCCCACCCCCUCCUCCGCCGUCCGAUUCCCCGCCCCCGCCCCCUCUCUCCGCCGCCUCCGCAUCACCCACCGCGGCCUCCCCCUCCCCCUCGCCCGAUCCUCCGGUGGCGGCAAUGGCGGCGGGCACGGCGGCGGAGACGGCGGCGGAGGUGGCGGUGAGGAGGAUUUUGGCGGGAAGAAUCGGGCGGAGGCGAUGCUAGUGUUGGCGGAGAUGGGGCGGGGGCUGGAGAGCUUGCCGCAGGACCUCGCGGCGGCGGUCGAGGCCGGGAGGAUCCCGGGGGAGAUCGUGAGACGGUUUGCGGAGCUGGAGAAGUCGCCGGUGCUCCGGUGGCUGCUCCGGUUCGGCGGGUUCAAGGAGCGGCUCCUCGCCGACGAUCUCUUCUUGACCAAGGUCGCCAUCGAGUGCGGAGUGGGGAUCUUCACGAAGACCGCCGCAGAAUGGGAGCGGCGCAGGGACAAGUUUCCGAAAGAACUGGACUUUGUUUUCGCAGAUGUGGUGAUGGCAAUAAUUGCUGAUUUUAUGCUAGUCUGGCUUCCUGCUCCUACUGUAUCGCUUAAACCGCCUCUCGCGUUAAGCGCCGGACCGAUCGCCAAGUUCUUCUACAGCUGCCCCGAUAACGCUUUUCAGGUUGCUUUAGCCGGAACUUCGUACUCAGUUUUGCAGAGAGUUGGCGCAAUUGUGAGAAAUGGGUCAAAGCUUUUCGUUGUCGGAACCGGCGCUUCCCUGAUUGGGACAGGGAUCACAAAUGUCUUAAUUAACAUACGAAAAGCAUUCGACAAGGAUUUCGCUAGUGAAGCAGAAGAUGUCCCGGUUCUUUCGACUAGCAUUGCGUAUGGCGUCUACAUGGCAGUUUCGAGUAACCUUCGGUACCAAAUACUAGCAGGAAUAAUCGAACAGCGAAUGCUGGAGCCGCUGCUGCACAACCGCAAACUCGCACUGAGCGCAAUGUGCUUCGCUGUUCGUACAGGAAACACAUUUCUGGGAUCCUUAAUGUGGGUCGACUACGCCCGCUGGAUAGGGAUUCAGAAGAUCCGCGAGUAGAGCACCUGAAGUGUGCUACUGCUCUCGGGCUCUCGGAUAUUCACAGUUCUACAUUGAAUGAAUUCUUACUCUCAAAAGGUUCCUGGCCACUAGAAGGUUGAUUGCUUUUCUAAAAAAAUUGCCAGUUAUAAAUGGGGACAUAGUUAAUGUACAAUUCUUUUGUCAUUGUUUCUUGGCCCUUUUUGAGUGGUAAUCCACAAUUCCUGAAUCAUGGAAAGUGGUUAACUUGCCUGACUUAAUGGAGUAAAAUUUUCAAUUUAGUUGUAUUGGGAGAAACAUGGUAUGGAUAGGAGGCUGAUAAA